Molecule: messenger RNA, 129 nt
Organism: Paramecium pentaurelia
Lineage: Eukaryota; Ciliophora; Oligohymenophorea; Peniculida; Parameciidae
Source: the annotation of a GenBank genome assembly
AUGACUGAGCAAUCUAUUGAAUUUGGAACUUAAUUUAUAUAUGGAUAUAUGACUGAUGAUGGACAAUAUUUGAUUACCUGGGAUUAUAAAUCAAAAGAAAUUCAAAUCAGAAAAUAUGAGGAGAAAUGA